Aplysia californica (California sea hare) is the source of this 1264-nucleotide messenger RNA. RefSeq lists its product as uncharacterized. The record is from RefSeq and is a predicted model, not a curated record. Lineage: Eukaryota; Metazoa; Mollusca; Gastropoda; Aplysiida; Aplysiidae. The transcript has 2 exons. Bases 330 to 1121 code for a protein of 263 amino acids.
ACAUCUCAUUUAGAUCUAUGUGAAAGGCCGAAAAAUUCUGGGCUGCUGUUUGCUCAGGACUUGCAUUUAUUGUCUUGCAACUGAGAGAUCGGGGCAAUAUAACAGACAGCAGUGCGCGACAGUGAAUAAUAGGGUGUGUGUGUGUGUGUUGCAGGUGAGACGGGUGGCCUUGUACCCAUUUCUGGGAGAGAUCUGAAAUCAAACUGAGAAACGACUAUCCCUGAUCUCGGCUACAACCAAGGCUGACAUUGCUGACUCAAGUGCCUCGGUUUGUCUGAAGAUUGAAAUGCUUCCACGCAGACAAUAAUCUUGUGUCUCAAAAGAGAAAGAUGUCGACAGUCUCCAUCGUCCCAGGGGCAUCAAGGCAAAAACUUCCGUUCGUCCACUCAAAGUUCAAAGCGAGGUCCAAGUUCGCUAAAUCAUUUGGCGGCUGUAGCAGAUUCGUCAAGUCUAGAGCUGCUGGCAAUGGGGAGUCUGCAAGUGACGUGAAACUGCCCCGCAUCACCUACAACGCCAGUGACAGUCGAACUGUCCUCGCCUUCGGCUCCAAUCGACGAGGUGGCAGAAAAGAAUAUCCAGGCUUUGCGGGAUUUCAUCGCAAAAACACGAAAGUCCAACCCUCAAACAACAACGUCACGUCUCCGGGUCGGAAUAGCGAUGACUUCACCGGCCAUGACAAGUUUUCAGACAGAUCAUUGUCUAGAGGAGACCUCGUGAUUGACAGCAGCCGCUCCAGUGUGUCAUCCAAAGACGGCACUCACAGUAGCAACGUCAACAGCGACGACCACCUGCCGCCUCUCAACUCCUUGUUUAUCAUUGACGAGGUAAGCUUCGAAGGGAGCGCCAGUAAUCCUGGCCUUGCCAGAAAAGAUCUUGAUUCAGACGACGCUCGCCGACAAAAAGAAGCUCUGAAGAGACAAGAAGAUUCGGUUUUCCAAAAUGAUCCUUUCGCCCGAGAGUUUGGGGAUAAACUGAAAGACUCACGAGGAAAGUCUGGGGUGAAGAGAACGAAUAAGAUCAAGGGGCAAAACCGGCGUACCUUGGGUGACAUUAUGACAACCAAACGAUUGCAGGAACUCUUGUCUCCUCGACAGACGGGAGUUCCUCUCAAGUUUGGAUAGCCUGAACAAAGGGAGUGAAUUCAGGACAUUUCUUUGAAGUAUUGCUUUUUGUGACAGAAUUGCUUAUGGUUGAAUAGAGAAACUUCUACUGGGAUUAUGAUACUAUGCAUGUGAUGAUUGAGAAAUAAACGUAUGGAGAAAAG